Molecule: messenger RNA, 960 nt
Organism: Lymnaea stagnalis (great pond snail)
Lineage: Eukaryota; Metazoa; Mollusca; Gastropoda; Lymnaeidae
Source: the annotation of a GenBank genome assembly
UUGCUCACACGGGAGCAAUUGAUGCUUCUCUUAUUUAUUCUCCUCUACAUCUUCGACGUCAUCAUACUCUCGUUCGGCGUCCUCAGCAACCUCGCCAACGCCACUGUGUUUCUACUGUUGGGACUCCGUGACAGCUUCGGGAUCACGUUCUUCGUGUUGACCCUUGCGGACCUGGCCUACGCGGUGCUCUUCCUCACACAUAUAUUACUGAGACUCGUGGCGCACGUGGGCUUGAGCUCAAGCGCGCCGCUCGUACCCGUCGCGUAUCUCAUGUCCCAGUACGCGUCAACGUUGUUUGAUAUCUCGGUGGUCCUCACGGUGUUGCUGGCCGUCCAGAAAUGCUGCUGUGUGUCCAUGCCGCUCAAGUUUAAGAACGUCUUCACGACAUCGAGAACCCUUUUCAUGAUUUCUUGCAUCUCUGUUUUAAUUGUCGCGACAAAUCUCCCUAUUUUAUCAACCCAAGGGCUUGUCACCAAGAAUGAUUAUAUCACCAAUUCAUCAUCAGAGGCUCUGUGGUUUUCAAAAGAUAGGCCAGUUGUCACGGCGAUUCACGAAGUUGGGAACCGUAUAGUUUUGCCAAUCGCAUCAGUUUGCGUUGUUUGUUCCUGCCUCUUUGUUUUAAUCCCCAACCUCAAGAGAUCCAUGAAUUUCCGGAGUUCCUUUAAACUGACCAGCGACCCCAGAGUCCUCAGGAUCGAGAACCAGGUAACCAAGGCCGUCAUGAGCGUUUCGGCGAUUUUCGUUCUGUGCAACUUACCGAUCGUCGCCAGGGCGACGGCGUCUCUCGUGGAGCGAGAGUUCAACGACAUGAGGCGGCACGGGUACAUGUUUGUUGCCGUGGAGAACAUCCGGCAAACGUGCCUGAACCUGAACUGCGCCCUGAACAUUUUUGCCUACCUUGCGUUCAACUCAAACUACAGAGCCCGGUUUAUGUCGUUAUUCUGUGAUCGAAAAGGAUAA